This is a messenger RNA of Acaulospora colombiana, 840 nucleotides long. The record is from the annotation of a GenBank genome assembly. NCBI's taxonomy places the organism in Eukaryota, Fungi, Glomeromycota, Glomeromycetes, Diversisporales, Acaulosporaceae.
AUGUGGCAAAGAGAACGAAAACAGGGUGGAACGGGAUUAGACUUGGCUAAAAAAGCAGUAUUGACCAUGCUUGAGGCAAAAGUGAUAGGAGGCUUAAAAUCGGACGUGACCAGUUUGGUCGUCUACGGAACUGAUGAAACGAACAAUUAUCUGAACGAUGAAUCGGGCGAUUAUGAACACAUAUCUGUGCUUUAUUCUAUCGAACAACCCAAAUUACCCAUUUUGCGAACCGUGAACAAUGAACUUCCUCACGGAAAACAUGAAGCUGAUGUCCUUGAUGUACUCAAUCUCGCGUUGGGAAUGAUCAACAUGCAUUGUAGGACUUUAAAAUACACGAAAAAGAUCUAUCUUUUGACAAAUGGAGAAUCCCCAGUAAACCAAUCGGAUUAUGAAGCAUUGGUCGAGCAAAUAAAUUCGUCAAAUGUCGAAUUGAAUGUAUUAGGAGUGGACUUUGAUGAUGAAGAGUUGGGUUUUUUCGAGGACAAUAAGUCUAGCACAAAAAAAAACAACGAGGAGUUUCUUCGCAAAUUCGUCAGUGAUUGUCAGCAGGGCACAAUCUUCUCCAUGGAAGAAGCGUUAAGACAACUUUCAAAGCCCUACAUAAGACCAGUGAGACCAACACCGAUCUAUAGAGGAACGCUGACCCUUGGUGACUUUGAAAAAAAUCCCCAAUCAUCUCUCAUGUUUAACAUUGAAAUGUAUAAUCGAACGACCAAGGCAAAGCCCCUGCAAGCAAAAAAGUAUUCCUCCAUCGCUGAAACCUCUACCAGCAAUGACAAGAAAACGUAUGAAGUAAACGUCUCCAAAUCUUAUUACAUAUCCAAUAAUAACGAGAAGUAG